Bactrocera latifrons is the source of this 2425-nucleotide messenger RNA. Its product is annotated as proton-coupled amino acid transporter-like protein pathetic. Gene Ontology annotation, cellular component: vacuolar membrane. The coding region runs from base 494 to 1930 and encodes 478 amino acids. Gene Ontology annotation, molecular function: amino acid transmembrane transporter activity. Gene Ontology annotation, biological process: amino acid transmembrane transport. The record is from RefSeq and is a predicted model, not a curated record. NCBI's taxonomy places the organism in Eukaryota, Metazoa, Arthropoda, Insecta, Diptera, Tephritidae. The transcript has 7 exons.
AAAUCUUUUGUGUUUAUUGUGGGAGUUGCAAUUAAUAACAGCAAUCUGCGUAAAUAUUCAAUGCUGCUGUAUUAUUUUUUGCUAGGUUUUAACAAACCAGAAUAAAUAUUUGUUUUUUCUUCGGGUGUAGAUAACGUCAAACUCUGCUAUUUAUGUUGAAUGCAGACGGUAUCAAGCAGAAAAUUUCCACUUUGCAACAGUAUCAGUGUCAGACAGUAUUUCGCAUUUAGUCAUCGAUCUUUAUUGUUUUGGUAUUGUAUCAAAAUCGGUAAUUGUAAUUCGUAAAUUAUUGGUAAUAAUUGAAGAGGAAACUGGGGAACAAUCUCCCAUCUUGCUUCAAGGACUUUCUUUUAAAUAUCAUUAUUAACAAAUAAUGGAAGAUAUCACUCCUCUUACGAAUCUUCAACAGUCGUAGGAACAUAAUAAAUCUGUGAUUAUUACUUUCAUAUCAGUUUCGGUUACUUUAAAAUCAGAUCCAAUAAUUAAGAAGAAAAUGACCGAACGUCAACCUCUUUUGCUUCAGUCGGAAAAUACUGCGUCGGAAGGAAGAUAUCCACCCCGACCAGAUGUUCGAAAUUCUCCUGAAAAUACAUUAGUAAAUGUUCAAAGUGAAGAAAGCAUUGCAGGCUCAAAUGAGAGUUUAGACAAGUCCACUUAUAAUCCUUCUUUGCACCGGACUUUGGAGCAUCCCACCUCGAAUUUUGACACGUUAGUGCAUUUACUAAAGGGUAACAUCGGCACAGGAAUUUUAGCAAUGCCAGAUGCUUUUAAAAACGCUGGCCUUUAUGUUGGACUAUUUGGUACGCUAAUAAUGGGAGCGAUUUGCACACACUGCAUGCAUAUGCUGGUAAAAUGUUCUCAUGAGCUCUGUCGAAGACUUCAACAGCCAUCACUCAGCUUUUCAGAAGUAGCGUUCUGUUCAUUCGAGACAGGACCCAGUGGCUUAARACGUUACUCGCACAUUGCACGGCGUAUGAUAACGACCUUCCUAUUUAUCACCCAAAUUGGAUUCUGCUGUGUAUACUUUGUUUUUGUGGCAUUUAAUAUAAAAGAGGUGGUGGACCAUUAUUUUCCACACAAUUUUAUAAAUGUUAAAGUUUACUUAACACUUAUUUUGCUUCCAAUGAUACCCCUAAAUCUGGUGCGCAAUCUCAAAUACCUAACUCCAGUGUCAUUAGCUGCAGCAGCACUUACCGUAUUAGGUCUAGCAUUCUCAUUUUUUUAUAUACUACAAGAUUUACCUGACACCGACACAGUAAAGCCCGUAGCAUCUUGGGCUCAGCUACCAUUGUAUUUCGGCACAGCAAUAUAUGCAUUCGAAGGAAUUGGUGUAAUAUUACCAUUGGAAAAUAAUAUGAAGAGACCUGAAGAUUUUGGAGGCUCAACGGGUGUAUUGAACACUGGAAUGACUAUCGUGGCAUGUCUGUAUACCACAGUUGGCUUCUUCGGUUAUUUGAAAUAUGGAGAGAAUGUGAAGGGCAGCAUAACAUUAAAUUUACCCCCYGAUCAAUUCAUUUCACAGAUGGUACGCAUAGCUAUGGCCGUAGCAAUAUUCUUAUCAUACACUUUGCAAUUCUAUGUACCUGUUAAUAUUGUUGAGCCCUUCGUUCGCAAUCAAUGCGAGGACCAACGCACAAAAGAUUUAGCCUCGACGGCACUUCGGAUUGUAUUAGUUGUUUUUACAUUUCUCCUGGCUGUUUGCAUACCAAAUUUGGGGCCAAUAAUCUCUUUAGUGGGAGCUGUCAGCAGUUCGGCAUUGGCGCUAAUUGCUCCACCAAUAAUUGAUAUAAUCACAUUCUAUCCUGUGGGUUUGGGCAAGUAUAAUUGGAUAUUAUGGAAAGAUAUUGCAAUACUGCUAUUUGGCUUAUGCGGCUUUUUCUUUGGUACUUAUGCAAGCUUAGAUCAAAUUCUCAACCCAGGAAUAAAUUAGUUACCUAUUUUAAAGACGAAACAUGUAUGAAUUUAAAUGUAUCUUAUCGAAAGCCGAWAUAGUAUAACUUACCGAGAAUUGUAAGUAAAAAGUAACUCAUUACAAAAAUAAGAAGUGUAAACAAAAAUAUAACAAACAAAUGUAUAUGCUAUGAAUUAUUUUGAUUUUGAGCUGUGAAGUGCUAUUUUUAUUAAAAAAAAUUAUUAUUAUAUUACUAAAUUGUUGUCCAGAUGCAUAAUUUAGUGGAUUUAAUUUCUGUAAAAGCACAUGAAAAAACGAUAAUGUCUAUUUAUUAACCAUUAACAAUGUAAGCUAAAAUCCUUUAUUUAUAACAAAAACAAGCAAUUAAGAUAUAUCAGUUGCAUAAAUACAACUUCUGCAUGUGCGUGAAUUAUUUAGAAGUUUUACCUUCCACAAGUCUUAAGGGGUUAGGGGUAGUCAGAGGCACGAAAAACGUGUUAUUUUACAAAAAUAGUAAUAUGGCAUUAUUAUAGA